GCCGCGAGCGGCCGGCCGAGGCUGGAGAUGGACGGGGAGCGCUCCGGAGCCACAUGGGCCGAGCUGCCGGGGCGGCGGCCCCGGGAGCAGGAUGCGGCCGCCCGUAAUUAAAUAGCAUUUACUCUUAUUAUUACUAAUAAUAAUAACGUAAUCAUACCUCUAGUCAUAGCAUACCAUUUAUCGGGCUCGGCGCAGGCCCGCGGGGAGCGCAGCCCGGCCGAGAGACUGAUGGAGAGGCAGAAACGGAAGGCGGACAUCGAGAAGGGGCUGCAGUUCAUUCAGUCGACACUACCCCUAAAGCAAGAGGAAUAUGAGGCCUUCCUGCUCAAGCUGGUGCAGAAUCUGUUUGCGGAGGGCAAUGACCUGUUCCGGGAGAAGGACUAUAAGCAGGCCCUGGUGCAGUACAUGGAGGGGCUGAACGUGGCUGACUACGCUGCCUCCGACCAGGUGGCCCUGCCCCGGGAGCUGCUGUGCAAGCUGCAUGUCAACAGGGCCGCCUGCUACUUCACCAUGGGCCUGUAUGAGAAGGCACUGGAGGACAGCGAGAAGGCGCUGGGCCUGGACGGCGAGAGCAUCCGGGCUCUGUUCCGCAAAGCGCGCGCCCUCAACGAGCUGGGACGCCACAAGGAGGCCUACGAGUGCAGCAGCCGCUGCUCUCUCGCCCUGCCCCACGAUGAAAGCGUCACUCAGCUUGGUCAGGAGCUGGCUCAGAAGCUUGGGCUGCGAGUGCGGAAGGCAUAUAAGAGGCCCCAGGAAUUGGAAACCUAUUCUCUGCUCAGUAACGGCACCGCGUCUGGCGUGGCAGAUCAGGGAACUUCCAAUGGAUUGGGGUCCAUAGAUGACAUCGAAACAGACUGCUACGUGGACCUGCGAGGCUCCCCAGCCCUCCUCCCCUCCACCCCCUCGAUGCCCCUGUUCCCUCAUGUCCUGGACCUGCUGGCCCCCCUGGACAGCAGCAUCAGAGCCCUCCCCGGCACGGAGAGCCUGGACGACUUCUCGGAUGGGGAUGUCUUUGGUCCAGAGCUGGACACCCUCCUGGACUCGCUGUCUCUGGUCCAGGGUGGCCUGCCCGGCGGCGGCGUGCCUAGUGAGUUGCCCCAGCUGAUACCCGUGUUUCCCGGCGGGACCCCGCUGCUGCCACCCGUGGUGGGCGGCUCCAUCCCCGUCUCCAGCCCACUGCCCCCUGCCUCCUUUGGCCUCGUCAUGGACCCCUCCAAGAAGCUGGCCGCCUCUGUGCUGGACGCCCUCGACCCCCCAGGCCCCACGUUGGACCCCCUGGACUUGCUGCCCUACUCGGAGACCCGACUAGACGCCCUUGAAAACUUCGGGUCAACCCGCAGCUCCCUGGACAAGCCCGACUCCUUUCUGGAAGAGACCAACUCGCAAGACCACCACCCCCCAAGCAGUACUCAGAAACCAGCCCCAUCACCAGAGCCCUCCAUGCCCAACACAGCCUUGCUCAUCAAGAACCCCUUGGCGGCCACCCACGAGUUCAAGCAGGCCUGCCAGCUCUGCUACCCCAAGACAGGCCCCAGGGCCGGUGACUAUGCCUACCGCGAGGGCCUCGAGCACAAGUGCAGGCGGGACCUCCUGCUCGGCCGCCUCCGGAGCUCCGAGGACCAGGCCUGGAAGCGGAUCCGGCCUCGGCCCACCAAGACCAGCUUCGUGGGCUCCUACUACCUGUGCAAAGACAUGAUUACCAAGCAGGACUGUAAGUACGGGGAUAACUGCACCUUCGCCUACCAUCAGGAGGAGAUCGACGUGUGGACGGAGGAGCGGAAGGGCACCCUCAACCGAGACCUGCUCUUCGACCCGCUGGGGGGCGUCAAGCGCGGCAGCCUCACCAUCGCCAAGCUCCUUAAAGAGCACCAGGGCAUCUUCACUUUCCUCUGCGAGAUCUGCUUCGACAGUAAGCCCCGGAUCAUCAGCAAAGGCACCAAGGACUCUCCAUCCGUCUGCUCCAACCUGGCUGCCAAACACAGCUUCUACAACAACAAGUGCCUGGUGCACAUCGUCCGCUCCACCUCCCUCAAGUACUCCAAGAUCCGCCAGUUCCAGGAGCACUUCCAGUUCGACGUGUGCCGCCACGAGGUGCGCUACGGCUGCCUACGCGAGGACAGCUGCCACUUCGCGCACAGCUUCAUCGAGCUCAAGGUCUGGCUGCUGCAGCAGUACUCCGGCAUGACCCAUGAAGACAUCGUUCAGGAAUCCAAGAAGUAUUGGCAGCAGAUGGAGGCCCACUCGGGGAAGGCCAGCAGCAGCUUGGGAACCCCUCGGAGCCACGGGCCCAGCACCUUUGACCUGCAGAUGAAGUUCGUGUGCGGCCAGUGCUGGAGGAACGGGCAGGUGGUGGAGCCUGACAAGGACCUCAAGUACUGCAGUGCCAAGGCCCGGCACUGCUGGACCAAGGAGCGGCGGGUCCUCCUGGUGAUGUCCAAGGCCAAGAGGAAAUGGGUGUCCGUGAGGCCCCUGCCAUCUAUCCGCAACUUCCCACAGCAAUACGACCUCUGCAUCCAUGCGCAGAACGGCCGCAAGUGCCAGUACGUGGGCAACUGCUCUUUCGCACACAGCCCCGAGGAGAGAGACAUGUGGACGUUCAUGAAGGAGAACAAGAUCUUGGACAUGCAGCAGACCUACGACAUGUGGCUGAAGAAACACAACCCAGGGAAGCCGGGGGAAGGGACCCCGAUCAGCUCUCGGGAAGGGGAAAAGCAGAUCCAGAUGCCCACGGACUAUGCUGACAUCAUGAUGGGCUACCACUGCUGGCUCUGCGGCAAGAACAGCAACAGCAAGAAGCAGUGGCAGCAGCACAUCCAGUCGGAGAAGCACAAGGAGAAGGUCUUCACGUCCGACAGCGACGCCAGCGGCUGGGCCUUCCGCUUCCCCAUGGGCGAGUUCCGGCUCUGCGACAGGCUCCAGAAGGGCAAGGCCUGCCCAGACGGGGACAAGUGCCGCUGUGCCCACGGGCAGGAGGAGCUCAGCGAGUGGCUGGACCGGCGCGAGGUCCUGAAGCAGAAGCUGGCCAAGGCCCGCAAGGACAUGCUGCUGUGCCCGCGAGAUGACGACUUCGGCAGGUACAACUUCCUGCUGCGAGAGGACGGGGACACCACCGGUGCCACCCCAGAGGCCCCUGCUGCUGCUGCCUCCUCUGCCGCCGCCGUUGCCACCACCACGGGGGAAUAGGGCCAGGUCUUGGCUGUGGGCAGAGUCCUGGGGUCGGGGUCGGGGUGGGAAGAGAAGGCCUGAUGGAAGGGCUAGGGCAAGCCAGCUGGGGGGUGGGGGACCGACCUCAUCAGGCAGCCCCUGGUCCCCUGGGGCCCAUCCAUCCUCCCUGCCCCCACUGCCCCAUGUGUGCAUACCCAGGUGCACACGCUGCAGCCCCAGGCAGUCCCAGGGUCUGCAUCCUGCUGAAACCUGGGCAGACCCUCCCCCACCCCCAUGGCUCUCCUGGUUGGGGUGGGAGGGGCCUGGCUGACCCCUCCAACUUCAGCUUACAGCUUUAACUUCUGUCUGCUCCUACAGGGGGCCCAAAGCUCAGGGCUGGGGAGCCUGGGGUCCCCACUUGAAUCUGCAGCAGGAGGGGCUUUCUCCUUGGUCCCCCACCCUAUCCACUUGCCCUGGGGGCAGAUCAGGAUACCACAGAGGGCAGGGGACCCUGAUUAGCUUUAAAAUGCAGCCCCAGGAUGGAGCCAGGGACACUUAACUCCCCCCAGGCCCCAGUUUCCCCUCUGGCUAGAAGGGUGGGAGAGGCUGGACUGGUGAUCUCUGGAGCCUGGUUGAGGAGUCUUGAUUCUCUCCUUGAUGCCCCCGCCCUGGCCCUUCUUCCUGUGGGCAGUUGAACAUAGACUGUGGAGCCUUCAGCCUUUGGACGGGUCCCAACCCAAUCUCCACUUUGCAGACACGAACACUGAGGCCCAGGGCAGGAGCUGGUCUGCCCAGGGUCUCCAGCCCACUGCUGGAGGCGGAGCUGGGAUGAAUGGGGGAGAGGCCACAAUGCUCAGGGCCAGUUACUGGCUGGAGCCCUCAAGCCUCUUGGCAGGCAGGGAUGGGGCCGUCUCUGAGUCGGGGGGGGGGGGG
This is a messenger RNA of Lepus europaeus (European hare), 4077 nucleotides long. It is a transcript of the gene ZC3H7B, whose product is annotated as zinc finger CCCH-type containing 7B. Bases 229 to 3183 code for a protein of 984 amino acids. The record is from RefSeq and is a predicted model, not a curated record. Gene Ontology annotation, molecular function: metal ion binding; protein binding; miRNA binding. The transcript has 23 exons. Lineage: Eukaryota; Metazoa; Chordata; Mammalia; Lagomorpha; Leporidae. Gene Ontology annotation, biological process: miRNA processing.